This is a messenger RNA of Colletotrichum phormii, 1386 nucleotides long. RefSeq lists its product as uncharacterized. Lineage: Eukaryota; Fungi; Ascomycota; Sordariomycetes; Glomerellales; Glomerellaceae. The coding region runs from base 1 to 1386 and encodes 461 amino acids. Gene Ontology annotation, molecular function: UDP-glycosyltransferase activity. The transcript has a single exon. The record is from RefSeq and is a predicted model, not a curated record.
AUGACCGUAAACAAAGCAAAAGUCACCGAACAUGAAUCAGGACGCAGUCCGCUCAUUCUCAUGGUGGCCUUCCCUGGGGAAGGUCAUACCAACCCCCUGCUUGUCAUCGCAGCAUACCUCGCCAAGAAGGGUUACGAAGUUGUGUUUGUCACGACUGAGAACUUCCGUAACAAAGUCGAAGAAGCUGGAGCCGAAUGGGUUCAUACCGACAACCCUAUGACCAACACAACCUUUCAAGCACUCCGCGAAGCAGCUUCUUUGCCAAUUGGUCCGGAGAGGUUCGCUGCGCAGAUCAAAGCUGUUUUCUUAGAGACACUUCCUCCACGAACACUGAAGAUGGAAGAGGUUCUUGCCGAGUUGCAAGGACGUGAUCCAGGCCGCCAGAUCAUUGUUGUCGAGGAUGUCUUCAACUGGUCAAUCUUUCCCUUCAGACACGGCCGUCCUCUACCUCAGGGCUUUGUUGCAGCGCCCAAGUCAAUCGGCAUUGGUGUUGCAGCAUUUAUGAUGGAAAGUCAAGACAUGGGACCGGUCUCACUCGGCUUGCCUGCGGAUGCCACCAAAUCAGGUCGUCAGCGGAACGCGGUUCUUCGACAACUGGUUGAAGAAGGCCCAAUGAAAAUUAUGAUCGAUGCAUGGCAGCAGGCCAUGAAAGACACAGGGUGUACGACCAUCCUAGAGACAAACAUGUUCCGUUCAUGCUAUGCGGCGCAUGACUACACAUUGCAGCUUUGCUCUCCCAGCCUUGAAUAUGACCUUUCAGAUUUGCCAUCAUCUGUGGAAUUCGUAGGUGUUUUGCCUCGAAAGUCCGCAGCGCCAAGCUUUCAGUACCCUUCAUGGUGGUUAGAGGUCGAGAGAGCUCAGAAAGACAACAUAUAUCGGCAUGUUGUCUUCGUCUCCCAGGGCACUGUCAAUAUGGAUUACUCCGAACUCGUUCUUCCGACAAUCGAAGCCUUUUCAAAGACUGAAGACACCCUUGUUGUUGCAACCUUAGGAGGUCGUGGUGCUCAACUUCCGCCUAACUUCACCGUUCCCUCCAACGCUAGGGUCGUGGACUACAUGCCUUAUGACACUGUGCUUGAGUACACCGAUGUAUUCAUCUCCAACGGGGGAUAUGGUGCUCUGACACAUGCUGUGAGAAAUGGUGUGCCCAUUGUCCUAGCGGGAGAAAGUGAAGAGAAGAUUGAGGUCACUAUGCGGGCGGUUUACGCGGGCCUAGGAGUCAGUCUUGCAACACAGAGGCCUUCGGCAGAUCAAAUCAGGAUGGGCGUUGAUCGAAUAUUCCAAGACACUAAGUUCAAAAAGGCAGCAAUGAAACUGAAGCAUGAGAAUGACGGUAUGGAUGCAUUGGCAGCAGUGGAAACAAAGGUUCGGGCACUCACAUUGUAA